This is a messenger RNA of Theobroma umbraticum, 802 nucleotides long. The record is from RefSeq and is a predicted model, not a curated record. Lineage: Eukaryota; Viridiplantae; Streptophyta; Magnoliopsida; Malvales; Malvaceae.
UGAUUUCUUCAUCCAUUUCUUUUAAUUCAAUCCGUAAAUAUUUCAGUUUUUUUUUGCCUUUUUGGUUUACUCUUCAUUGUCUCGAUUCAUUGAUUUUAUUUCUUGAUAUCCGCUGAGGAAAGAAAAUUAAACCUUUGAAUUAUCGUCCUUGAUUUCAUCGAAAUCGAAUAUCAAGAGAUAUCAGCACAAUGACGAAAAGCAGCUUCAAGAUUGAGCAUGACUUUGAAAAAAGGCGUGCUGAGGCUGCAAGAAUUAGGGAAAAAUACCCAGAUAGAAUCCCAGUGAUUGUGGAGAAGGCAGAGAGAAGUGAUAUUCCUAACAUCGACAAGAAAAAAUACCUAGUCCCAGCUGAUUUGACAGUGGGUCAGUUUGUCUAUGUAAUCCGAAAGAGAAUUAAACUGAGUGCUGAAAAGGCAAUCUUCAUAUUUGUGGACAGUGUCCUCCCUCCAACGGGAGCGAUAAUGUCCACCAUCUAUGAUGAAAAGAAGGAUGAAGAUGGGUUUCUGUAUGUUACAUACAGUGGGGAAAAUACAUUUGGCUAGCAGAUCAUGCAGUGGCCUUGUUAUUAUGAUUAUCUCGCCCUUUCCAUUAAAUAAUUAAAUAAUUGUGGCAUAAUGCCUAAUUUGUGACCCUCUCUGUCGUUACGUGUAUAGUUUCUCUGUAUAUAGCUUCUCAGCAGACUAACAUGUCAGACCAAUGAGAAUUUAAAAUUCAUUGAAGUGUGUUAUAUUUCCUGCAUUGGCCAUUGUCGAUUUGCAAGAUGAUCUGUUGAAAUAACAGAAGUUGACAAUUUGGAAGUGUU